UCAGAGAACUGUCAAUCAGGGGCAAAACCAGCAGAAAAUUAAAAUUUCCUUGCAUUUUGAUCAUAAUCUUCUUGUGAUUGUUUAGAAAAACGAAAGAUUUUCUUUUGCUUUAUCACAAUUCCCAGUUCCAUUGUCAUGCCCGCCUAUUGAAGUGACCAUAACCAUCCAUCUGCCAUUUGUUGGCUGCGAAGGUUUUAUUUCCGAACCAAACAACAUGUACACGGUGUGGAAGCUUGUGAUUUCUCUGUUCCUUUGCAUAACGCUGGCCAACAGUUCCCGGGUGCUAGAGCUAAGCGAUCGGUUUUUGGACGUACGAAAUGAGGGCCAAUGGUUCGUGAUGUUUUAUGCGCCUUGGUGCGCCCACUGCAAAAAACUCGAACCUGUGUGGGCCCUGGUCGCACAGGCUCUGUACAACACGAACAUACGUGUUGGGCGGGUCGAUUGUACACGCUUCACAGCCGUUGCACAGCAUUUUAAGGUUAACGCAUACCCGACGAUAAUUUUCGUCAAAGGGCCUUACGACUAUGUGUACAAUGGGGAACGUUCCAAGGAAGAGUUGAUUCACUUUGUAAACCGGAUGUCCGGUCCGCCGGUGCAACUGGUAACGCGGGCGGACAGCAUCGACAUACUGAAGUCGAACAAUCCGAUCUUUUUCACCUACGUCGGCAAACAGUCCGGGUUGCUGUGGGACGUGUUUUACAGUGCGGCCGAAUCGUACCAGGCGCACGGUUACUUCUAUGCUACCUCGGUCGAAAUCGCUAAACGGCACUUUGAUGUGGACACCGUCCCAUCGGCACUGGUGUACAAGGAGCGCAGCCACUACUAUUUCCCGUACUCGGACAACUUCGAGCGGAUUGAACCGGCACACCUGAACGAAACACUGUUCCGGUGGGUGAAUGAAGAGCGUUUUGCCACCUUCCCGAAGGUAACGCGCACCAACAUUCAUCAUCUCGUGCAAACCCAGAAAUACCUCGUCCUGGCGGUGGUGGAGGAGAACAAGCUGAGCGAAAUAGCGGCCCACGAGCAGGAGUUCCGCGAUAUGGUGGAAAUUUUCGUCCACAAAAACAAACACAAAUAUCACGGCCGGUUCCAGUUCGGGUGGGUCGGCACACCGGAACUGGCACGGUCGAUCGCGAUGGAUAGCUUGCCGACGCCGCAUCUGCUCGUGCUGAAUGCUUCCACUAACGAGCAUCACAUCCCGGAGGAUGAUCCACUACAGCUGACGCCGGAAGCGAUCGAAAUCUUCCUGGACAGUAUCCACAACCAGACGGCUCCCACGUUCGGUGGCAAUUCGCUGCCGGUGCGCAUCUACCGUGCGUGGUUCGAGGCUAAAACAUCGCUGUACGAAAUGUGGAUUGGUAAUCCGGUACUUACGACGGUACUGUUCGGUCUUCCGCUGGGUUUCCUUUCGCUCAUCAUGUACUCCAUCUGCUGUGCGGACAUACUCGAUGCGGAGGACGAGGACGACGGUGCCGAUCAGCGGCACGAGAAGAAGGAGUAAGUGCAGCGCAGUAGUCUUGGCAAAUCUGCCAUGUUUCCAUGACAGCAGAACGUAAGAAUCGGAGGACAUUUUUCGCUUGCGAGAGGAAAAAGAAGGUUUUCCUCACUCUCACUCUAGUCAUACCACACUUUCGAUUUGUUUUCUCUUCGAUAUAAUUAAUAAUUGUCCAUUCCGGCGUUUCCGGCGGGCGUGCGUGAGUCAAAGCGUCACCGCCAAUGACUUAAUACUACAAACUUAGGUAAACAGAAAGGUAAUAGGAUCAUUUUAGACAAUUUUUAAAAUCCCGACUACCCAAACUGCCAAAACCCAGUUCGGCGGCGGGUGCGUUUCGUACGUGUUCAUGUAUGUGUGUAUGUGUGCGUGUAUGUCUGUGUCUGAUUAGAAUGUUCUCUUUUUUAGCAACGAAUGAAACAUGUAAGAGAAACUCUUAAUUUUUACCCAAAACA
This is a messenger RNA of Anopheles stephensi (Asian malaria mosquito), 1947 nucleotides long. RefSeq names its product protein disulfide-isomerase TMX3 (gene Tmx3). The coding region runs from base 215 to 1501 and encodes 428 amino acids. Gene Ontology annotation, cellular component: endoplasmic reticulum. Gene Ontology annotation, molecular function: protein disulfide isomerase activity. Gene Ontology annotation, biological process: peptidyl-cysteine oxidation. The transcript is spliced from 3 exons. The record is from RefSeq and is a predicted model, not a curated record. NCBI's taxonomy places the organism in Eukaryota, Metazoa, Arthropoda, Insecta, Diptera, Culicidae.